AUGCCCGCCAGCGAGUUCGCCUACAUUACGCAACCCUCCGCGAUGGUCGGAACAACAAAGCAUCGAUCAGCCCAUAUCAAGGCAUCACACAAGUCAAUGGCACCAUCAGAAUAUAGUUACGAUUCGGACGACGAGAUAGCGGCCGUCAAGGCGCAGCAAUCAGAGAGCCGACCGCCGCAGAAGGCCUCGAUACUGUCGAAGAUCAAGGCCAAGAUCGACGAGAAGGUCCCUAAGCAACCGACACAGUCAAAUACAUCGUCAGGGAGGAAUCAGGCGAGGGCAGAUACUGCCUUCGCUUACAAGGUCAUUGCAGGUGCGUUGUCGGUUCAAGAUGGUGUGUCCUGCCCUACGUUCUAA
Neoarthrinium moseri is the source of this 357-nucleotide messenger RNA. RefSeq lists its product as uncharacterized. Bases 1 to 357 code for a protein of 118 amino acids. NCBI's taxonomy places the organism in Eukaryota, Fungi, Ascomycota, Sordariomycetes, Amphisphaeriales, Apiosporaceae. The record is from RefSeq and is a predicted model, not a curated record. The transcript is spliced from 2 exons.